Messenger RNA from Phyllopteryx taeniolatus (common seadragon), 2325 nucleotides. Its product is annotated as centrosomal protein of 55 kDa-like. The coding region runs from base 675 to 1880 and encodes 401 amino acids. Gene Ontology annotation, biological process: mitotic cytokinesis; regulation of phosphatidylinositol 3-kinase/protein kinase B signal transduction. The record is from RefSeq and is a predicted model, not a curated record. The transcript has 10 exons. NCBI's taxonomy places the organism in Eukaryota, Metazoa, Chordata, Actinopteri, Syngnathiformes, Syngnathidae.
CUUUCUCCAACCUCCAUGGAUGUGGGGGGGGAAAAAAGAAGUAAACCACAGUUGAGAUUAUGAUUGAUUGGUUUUUGGGACCGAAAUACAAAAAAAAAAUAAUAAUCAGGGACAGUGGUGACAUGUUUUUGUUGUUUGAUGAUAAUAGAUCAACAGAUUAAUAGAAGCAAGAUAUUCCCCAUCCAUGGCCUUAUUUAAGAAACUGUUUGACGUUGUCAGCUUCAAGAAUGAUUAGUGGUGAAUUCUUCUAACUUUCAAUAAUUAUCCGUCUAAUCUGAAAAAUCACAUACCGUUGUUGAUAGCAUUAGCUAAUUUAGCAUUUUUUAAUUCGUCCGUUCACAACGUGUAAUGUAUCUUUUUCAGUAAUUAUGAGCUAAUUCAGCAUUUUUGUCAUUACUCCCUUUACAACAUGAUGUGUAUUUUUUGGGCUUAUCAUAUGCUGUUUUAGCAUUUUUUUAAAUUAUUUUUUUGUCAGUCAGCCCACAAUGUGUGGUGAUUUUUUUUCAGUUGUUAUCAUUAGCUAUCUUAUUUAGCUUUUUGUUGUUGUUGUCUUGAGCUAAUUUAGCUUUUUUGUGUUAGCAUAAAAGCCUGAGCCAACGUGAGCUCGGUAGCUCAAGUUAAAACGUCGAGAGAGAAAAAAAAAAUCUAACUUUUUUGUUGUGCUAUUUCACGAGAUGUCCUGCGACAAACGUAUGAAUCUGUGGGAAAAGCCCAAUCCAUCUCUCAGUAGGAGCGUCAAUCUGAAGGAGUGGACCAUCAUGUCUACUGCAAAGGAUGAUGCUUCAGAUGAGCAGUUCUCAAGUGAUGUUGCAGUGCUCCAAAAGAGUCUCAAAAAUGCCUUGGCCAAGAACCACCAGUGGCUGGCUUAUGACCAGCAGCGAGAAGCCUACGUUAGGACAGUCGUGGACAGAAUGCUGUGGCUGGACAAGCAGCUGGACCAGGCCGUCCGGGCCCAGUUAUCGCAGCACAAUAAGGAGCAUUCAGAGGCAGAGGAGAGAGUAAGCCAGAUGAAGGAGCACUUUGAAAGCCUGGUGGUGAUUGGUCGAGACAACCUGGUGAUACUCAAGCAGCAGCUCGACGUCACCCUCCAUGACCUGGCAAACGCCAAAAUUAGGUACGAGGAAAAGGAGAUUGAAGCCAAUGACCUCAUGCAGCAGCUCCAGCGUUGCGCCGUGGAGAAAGAGCAGAUGAUGGACGAGAUGAAAGCGCUCCAGUGGAAACUGGACGAGGAGACGCGGCGCACCGCUAAUUUGGAGAAACAGUCAGCUGGGAUAGGCUCCAGCAGACCCACGACCCGAGUGGGGAUAAGCGGUAUGGAGAAUGGAUGGAUGGAUGGAUACUCACCCUUUAAUGACCCGGGACAGCAGUGCAGUGACAAGUCAACUCAGAGGACGGAAGGAAGGAAAGAGUUCAGAAAAGGAGGGAUUGUGGGGACAAAGGAAACAAGAGAGAAAAGUUUGUUCCAGCGAAAGAAGGAUGAACGUAAGUCUUCUCUCUUUCAGAGCUUCAUGAUAAAGCGCAAUAAUGCCAGCCAGGACAAGAUCGCAGACCUGGAGGGACAGGUCCAUAGUUCCUCCCAGGACCUUGAAGAUGAAAUGGAGAACUGUUCGUAUUUGAAGAGACAGCUGGUCAGAGUUGUCAAUAUGCUGCGAAGAAGCGACGACCAACUGGCAUUCUAUGAAAAGAGAAAGCAGCGGGAGGAAGACUACAGGAAGGAGGAGGAGGAGCCUAUCUAUGUAGAAAUGAAACCCUGCUGGACAUCAUCACCCAAUGACAGUAGCUUGGAUAGAAGCUCCCUGGACUGCCCCCGUUGUCAGAUCCGGUGUCCUAUCAGUCAGUACCGGCAGAUGAUGGACCACCUGGAAGUCUGCCUCAACUGAGCCAAGCCUCAAACACCCUGAGGUUUUCCAACUCUUCACGUUGUGAGUUGUUCAAGUUUGGAUGCGCACCCACUAUCUUCUCUUGUGGUCUGUUCGUGCGCUUUAGUUAUCAGUUAAAAAAUGUAUAAAUCAAUUCAUGUGACACUUUGACAUGCUAUUCCUCACACUGAUCAGAUCAGAUGAAUAGCUCAAAACAACUUGUCUCAAGUAAUCCCUUUUCGGGACUGUUUAAGGGCACAGAUUGUUGCGAGCCAACAAUAUGGGACAAUGACUGGGCAGGCAGUGGUGCAUCACGCGUUAACAACGUAGCUCCUCAAUCAAAUAGAGGCAACAAUAAUGUAUGUUUUAUUAAUAAAUUGAUAAUAUUGCCACUGUCCAAUGUAAACCACAUGUUCAGAAUUUUUUUUUUUCUUAAUAAAAAGGAAACACCUGCUGACACUAGCAA